UCCAAUCCAUCCAUAGUUCAGUCACAGAAAUAAACAUGGACUCCAAAGUAGCAAGGAAGACCUGGGAACUAACUAACAAUGUUGAAAGUGUUUCUAGUGUUGAUGAGAUCUAUCGCUAUGACUCGAAACAACAGCAAGAUAUCUUAACAGCCAAACCGUGGGAAAAGGAUCCACAUUACUUUAAGCACAUCAAAGUUUCUGCUCUAGCCCUGUUGAAAAUGGUGAUGCAUGCUCGUUCUGGUGGCAACCUGGAGGUGAUGGGGCUGUUAUUGGGGAAGGUGGAUGGCAAUACGAUGAUUGUCAUGGACGGAGUCGCUUUGCCAGUGGAGGGCACAGAGACACGCGUUAACGCUCAGGCUCAGGCGUAUGAAUACAUGGCUGCCUACACUGAAGCAGCAAAACAGGUAAAACGGCUAGAAAAUGCUAUUGGUUGGUAUCAUAGCCAUCCAGGCUACGGCUGCUGGUUGUCAGGCAUUGAUGUAUCCACACAAAUGCUGAAUCAACAAUUUCAGGAACCAUUUGUUGCCAUUGUGAUUGAUCCUGUUCGCACGAUAUCUGCUGGAAAGGUCAACAUUGGAGCUUUCAGAACUUACCCCAGGGGAUAUAAGCCUCCAGAUGAAUACCCAUCUGAGUACCAAUCCAUUCCUCUUAACAAGAUUGAGGACUUUGGAGUUCACUGCAAAGCGUACUACCCGCUGGACAUCUCUUACUUCAAGUCGUCCAUGGAUCGACGUCUGCUCGAGUCUCUGUGGAACAAGUACUGGGUGAACACGCUCAGCUCCUCCAGCCUACUCACAAAUGCUGACUACACAACAGGCAUGAUCUUUGACCUCUCUGAAAAACUGGAGCAGUCUGAGUCUCAGCUAGGCCGCAGUGGUCUCAUUAGCACCGACAGUCAGGACCGGAAGACGGAGGACAAGCUCACCAAGGCUACCAAGGACGGAUGCCGGACAACGAUGGAAGUUCUGCAAGGUCUGAUGUCCCAGGUGAUCAAAGACAGACUGUUCAACCAAGUGGGCUGCAAGCCUGCACAGCCAUGAACUAUUGUACUUUCAUAACAUCACUCAGUAAAUCUUGGGGUUUGUUUUUUUUAGUUUGAAAGAUUGCAUGUUUAUGGUGUACCUGCUGGUUCCAUAGCUGUAUAAGUUUGAAUGUAUAUAUUAUUAUAUGUGUGAUUGCUGGGUUGCAAUUGUGUAUUUUCUAUGUGGUGAGGCACUUUCAAUGAGGUAAUGAAAGCAACGGAACAGUUCAUUGUCUCGUGUGUUCUCGUGUGUUCUGCGUGGAUGGAAGGAUAUGACUACUGUAUGAGUGCGAAGAGUGAACUUCAUCCUGCAGCAUGAAAAUAAAAACAAGCACUUUUAUGUUAGGACAUUUUUUCAAGUCAUACUGUGCAAAUAUUUGUUGCCUCAAUGCAGUUUCUUGUCAAAGGGGGCACAUCAAACUUUGAUUCAAAGUGACCACCAAUUAAAAAGACAUCUGUCGAUAUUCUUUGUGAAUCAAUGUUUGCCUCUCCCCCCUCCCCCUUGCUAGCUAGCCCUGAAAAUAAGGGUUAAGGGUCUAUUGGCUUGACCAUGCUUAUUCAUACAAUGCUUCUACUUGAUUACGUUUGGUGAGAUGGAAUCACUCAUUAAUGGGAACUUUUUCAUUUUUCUUUGACAAAAUAUUCCGUCUUGCAUCUUGUGCUGACAGUUGAAUUUUCUAGUUUGUUUCUACUUUCUGGUAGUGGAAAACUGAAAAUUGAUGACUUGAGAGAAAGACUUUGCAAACCAUUUGUUGUGUAUGCAUGUAUGAAUCACUUGACUGACUAUGAUAUUGAUGUUUGUGUAAAUCAGAAAGUUAUUUCGUAUUCCUCUGAUGAGUGCUUUGCCGAAUAAAACAUCAAUAUACUGUAAAGUACAAAA
This is a messenger RNA of Aplysia californica (California sea hare), 1901 nucleotides long. Its product is annotated as COP9 signalosome complex subunit 5. The transcript has 8 exons. Gene Ontology annotation, molecular function: protein binding; metallopeptidase activity; deNEDDylase activity. NCBI's taxonomy places the organism in Eukaryota, Metazoa, Mollusca, Gastropoda, Aplysiida, Aplysiidae. Bases 36 to 1040 code for a protein of 334 amino acids. Gene Ontology annotation, biological process: protein deneddylation. The record is from RefSeq and is a predicted model, not a curated record. Gene Ontology annotation, cellular component: COP9 signalosome; cytoplasm.